Molecule: messenger RNA, 1107 nt
Organism: Acanthocheilonema viteae
Lineage: Eukaryota; Metazoa; Nematoda; Chromadorea; Rhabditida; Onchocercidae
Source: the annotation of a GenBank genome assembly
AUGAAAGACUCUGUUAGUGAUGUUGGAAUCCCACAAUGGAUAGUUGAUAUUCGACAUAGUGCAACUCAUUCGUAUCUUCCAUCGUUGGAUAGUUUGCGUCAAGCAGCGAGAUAUUGUCGGGAUUGGCUUUGGGAUCAUCACUGGUCACGGCCAGUAGCCGAAGCUAUUGGAUUAAAUUCGAAUAUUCAAAAUGAGAGUAAUGAAAACGAAGUGCACCAAGAAGCUAUUGACUUAAUUGAUCGAUUCAUGUUAUUUUCUUUACAAAAGAUGAAACUAUCUGCACGUAAGAAAAAAGAUAGAACAGACAGGAAUAUGAAGUUGCAGAAGGUACUGACAAAAAUGGAAACGUUCAUUAUGAUGCAUCCUUGGGAAUUUCUGAACGCAUUUUUAAUGGAAGGAUAUUUGAUUUUAAACGAAAAACAAGCUAAAUCGAUUGAUUAUAAUUUAUUUGCAGAAAAUGAAAAAAUAUGGGAUAUUCCAGAAGAUUUGCAACUUUUCUGGAAACCAAUCUUUCAUUACCUGAAUGAAGCCAAAAUGUUGCCCGAGUUACUUUUCCAGCUUCUUGAAACUUUAUCAGACGAUGAAAUGCAACCGAUACGGAAACGACAACUAAUUGCAUGGAGUGAUCGAAUGUUAAUUGCUUAUAUAGAAUCUAACGUCCUAACUCAAUCUGAAUGGGAGAGAAUUUUGAAGGCGAUAAUGUUAGCUCCAAAGGAAUUAAGAGAAGCCUAUUUUGAGAAAGUUUUGAUAAAACAUGGAAAAAUGACAGAAAAAGGACAGGAUGCUUUGAGGCAACUAGCAAAUCUAUCUUCUAGAGUGGAGAUUACUUCAGAAACAUCAACAUCUCGAGUUUCUUCCGAUAUUGCUACAUCUUUGAGAACUGUCGAAGACUUGCAACAGUUAAUGAUGCAGAAAAAAAAUGAGAAGCAACCAGGAACAAGUGGUUCAAGCAAUGCUUCCAGUAAUACACAUCGUUGGUCAACUUGUAAUCCAUUGGAAUGGAAAGGUAUUCCACUUGGGUUAACACCUGAGCAAAGUACUGAAUCAUUGUACCUGGUUGUUGAACUUGAAGAAGAACAAGUUCGAAAACGUCACCGCGUUACCUAA